Molecule: messenger RNA, 5562 nt
Organism: Melitaea cinxia (Glanville fritillary)
Lineage: Eukaryota; Metazoa; Arthropoda; Insecta; Lepidoptera; Nymphalidae
Gene: Grip163
Product: gamma-tubulin complex component 6
Exons: 16
Coding region: 1-4986 (1661 amino acids)
Biological process (GO): meiotic cell cycle; mitotic cell cycle; cytoplasmic microtubule organization
Cellular component (GO): centrosome; spindle pole; equatorial microtubule organizing center
Molecular function (GO): gamma-tubulin binding; microtubule minus-end binding
Source: RefSeq, a predicted model, not a curated record
AUGCAUAAUCAAACUUUGGACGUAGAAAACGCCGGUGUUUAUGAAUUAAUAACAAAAUUAUGCGAGAAAACAGCAGAAAAAUGUCAGAACAGGUCAAUAUCACGCAAGCUUUUAGCUUCAAAAUUGAGGGCACAUUCGUAUGAAGUUAUUUUAAAGAAGUCUCCCUCAGGCGUUCCAGUAUCGAAGUCUGAUCCAAUCAAAGAGUUAUUGUCUCAUCAUUUUGUGUCACAUCAAACAAUUAAAAAUGUAGCUGAAUACAAGCGGUCUGUUGAAUUAAAGAAAGUUAUUACGGAAAUUCGCAACACUAAUUUUGGAGAGAAAACCGAUGUAGUUAACAAUGUCCUUCGAUGUUUGAUUCGACUUAUAAACUCUGUAAAGGAAGAUCUAUCAACUGAAAUGUUUCAGAAUCCAUUUUCACUUGGUCUUUUCGAUGAAAUGCUACCAAAGCCUAAGACAGAGAUAUUCGGGUCACCACAACCGUAUCCAUAUUUUCCGGAAUAUGUAUUUGAACUACCAUAUUCACUGAAACGUCAGGAACAUAUUCUAGACAGGCAAUAUUCUCAAUGUUACACUGAGUAUACAGUAGAAAGCUUUGAUUCAAGAUCAUUUCUUCCUGAUAAUAAAUCGCAAGCAACUGAAGAUGUUAAAACAUUUCUUAGUCCAAUGUCAUUAGCAUCAUUGACUUCAACAUCACUGUCUCCAUAUACAGAGUCUGCAAAAUUUAACUAUCCAAGGUUAACUGCUCCGAGAGAUCUUCAAAUACCUAGAUCAGAAAGUACAGGUGUUAAUAUUAAGGUAUCUUUAGUAAGCACAAGUCCAAAAUCAGACAUGCCUGAAAUAUUCCCAGUAAGAAAUAAUGAUUUAGUGGAUAUUUGGGAGAUUGUUACUCAGAUAGAUAAAGAUAUACCCAAAGAUAUUUGGGAUAUAGUUUGCAAAAUGCCGCAAAUAAAAGAUAGACAGCUAAUAUCCUCUUCUGCUAGAGAAAUGGGUUUGUGGAGAAAUAUUUAUGGUGGAGAAAUUUUAGAUCUUAAAAUUAUUUCUGAAAAACAGUUUAUAAGACAUAUAAUGUAUUUGAUUAUUGGUGUAGAGACUACUUCAUUUCCGUUUAGUGUGGAAUCAAAUUGUUUUUACAUGAAAGAUAACUUAGUUUUGGAGGCUGUAUCCAAGGAACAUUUAAAGGGAUAUAUAGCACCUUUACUACUUGUAGGAACAUAUUAUAGGCGUCUUUAUAAUUUCGCUUUUAAUCUCAACGUUGAAGAUCAUUUUCAUAGCAAAGGACUUGUUUUUGAAGCUUCCAGAGAAGUAAUAAGGAGAUAUCUACUACAGUUCCGUCUGAUCGCAACACAGAUAUAUGAAGAACAUUGUAAAGACAACCCAGAGGAACUGAAUUGUAUGCCAACGUUAUUGCAGCUUCUCCAUCAUAUAGAACCUUUAAGUUAUGAGAUUGAGACUAUUGCUUCAAUAUACAAAAUGGUUGAUUCAGGUAAUUUGACAUCCAUACCACAUGGAGCCGAAUUGAUGUCAUAUUUGUUCAACGAAAUAUCUCUUGUAACCCACAGGAAGACAACACUUACACUUUUCAACUCACUGUUUUGUAUUUGCAAGGUUUAUUUUAAAUUUAUUGAAAGAUUCAUUUUCGAAGGUGAACUAGAUGAUAAAUACCACGAAUUUUUUAUAAGAAAAGACAAUCAGUAUGUGAAUUCUCGUUCGAAACGUUACUGGGAUAAAGGGUUUCACAUCACACUAAGUGUGGCGGUGCCUGAUUUCUUGAGACCACUGGCAACAUUUAUACUGCUCUGUGGGAAAUCCCUGCGACUAUUGAAACUUUGUAAUCCUAGUGAUCCCCUAGUGUUGCUUAUAUCAUCAGACCACCCCUCAGUACGUUGUUGCGCUAGCUUCGAAGAAUUAGAAAGGCAGCAAGAAAUAUUAGACGUUUAUCGUACACGAUGUCUGUUUGUUAGUGGAGAACCGGUCACAUUCGAACAGAUAUUGCUUAAGAGGGAGGCAGAGAGGAAAGCCUUCACUGAAAUGGCCUCAUUGAAACAGGCUGAAACGUUGGAGAAAAUUGUUGCUGAAAGAAAAAGAUUAGCACAAUUAAUAAUAGCAGAAAAGCAGCAUUCCUUAAGGAUCCUAGAAGCGGCAAUGGCUGAAGCAAAAGCCACAAAGAACAAGGCUAAAAAACGGCAAAAGCAGCUUAGUGAGUUAGAAGAAAGUGCUGAAAGGGCUUCUGAAGAAGUAGACUCUAAGCUAAGAGAUGAUGAAAAGACGAAGAUUAUGGAAUAUUAUUCGAAAUUGAAUAUGGAAGUAGAGAAAAGUAAAAUUCAUACAGAAUGGAAAAUAAAACGUCUACAAUUAGAUCAAACUAGAAUACAACUUCUAUCUACAGAAGAAAGGAAUUUAAAAAGAGAGAAAUUAGAACUGGAACAUCAGUGCAAUGAAGUUAUGGCGAUGUCAAUACAAAGUGAUUUUAAAUCAGAUGAUGAUUUCGAUAAUGUUGAUAACAAUAAUGGCAAUACGUCAACGGCUGAUUCAACACCCUCCGCAGAUAUAAGCGAGGGACAAUCAGUAGUAUCAGAAUUCAGUAGAAACAAAGCAAAAACACAAAACUCUUCAGAUGUAUUUAGCUCUAUUUGUAAUGUAGCCAAAAGUAUUUUUGGUGUCUCAACGUCUAAGGAGGGAUCGCCCUGUGAUAACGAAGUAGAAAUGGAUAACCAAGGAAAUGUCGUAAGAGCUAAUACAGAAAAUAAACUGGAAACUAAAGAAGAAACGUCAAAUGACGUCAUUGGCGCUAACUUGGACAACGCAAUCGAUAAUCUUAGAUUCCUUGAAAAUAAGCAGGAAGCAUUGAGGAAUCGGCAGAAAGUUAUGGCUCAUGAGUUCGGUCAAUUAGAUACAGAGAAUAAUCAGACUAAAGAUCCUUUGCUGAAUAUAAAUAUUCAGUCACUCGAUGAAGAAAAUAAUAAAGAGGAAUGGACGCCUAAUGCCGAAGCUAGAAGAAAUAAGCUAAAAGUAUUAGGAGCUGAAUUUGACAUAAUCAAAGAGAAAUCUAAUAAAGAUGUUGUAGUUGAGCCUAGAACUGAGGCUCAAAAAGAAGCACUGAAAAAUAAACUUAAAGUAUUAGGUGUUGAAUACAAUCUUCCAUUACAAAAUACUGUCAUAAAAGAGCCAGCAAAUACGGCUCAAGAAGAAGCUUUACGUAAUAGGGAUAAAGUUUUAGGUUCGGAGUAUGCCAUUAGCAUAAAAAGUGCAGAAAAAUUUGAUUCUGCUAAGAAAUCUGGCUUAAGGUUAAAUUUAAAACCAUACAGUGAAACAUCAGUUGUGAAGACUGCUAGUGUUACACCAAACGCUGGGGCGAUAACUCCUGGAGAUUUGUUUCCACAGCUCGACUUAGAAACUCCUACAACUGCAGACAUACCAGUGGACGGAGGCUUAACAAGUGACAUUUUUACACCACGGAGUGAAGGUAGUAAGGAUUUAGAAUCGGCUAAAGUGAAACCAGAUAAAGAGUAUUUAACAUCAGAAGGAUUUAACUUUUCAUUGAUCGUUGAGGAUGAAACCGCAGCCUCCGAAGUCAUAAGCGACGUUCAAACAGAAGUCAGUCCAGGAAACUCACCUUCUAAAAGUGUAGAUUUUUAUGAUUUACCAAUAUCUAGUAAACAAUCAUUAUUCAAUAUAAUAGAUGGCUCGUACAGUCUUGAAUCAUUUGAUCCAUUUGGCAUGAAGCAACUCCAGUACUACACUAAAGAUUAUUUUAAUAAUAAAAUUAAUCAAGACACAUGUUCGAUUUAUACCCAUCCAGCAAUUUUAAUGGAGGAAGUUAAAAGGAAACCUUAUAACAAUAUCUUCAUGUCACACUGUGACCCAGACGUGGAUGAUCAGAAAAUAUCGUGUGAUAAUAUAGCAACACUUACCGCUUGCUUACAAAGAUCAGUAAUGUUGCCACUGACAUAUCAAUUAGAAGUCGUGAAUAAUUCGAUUCUAACGCAUUUCCUCGUUAAUUUGGAUAUGUAUGAACAUUUGAGAAGUUUGAAGGAUUACUUCUUUCUGAUGGAUGGAGAGUUUUCUAGAAGUAUCUGUCACAACUUGUUUACCAAAUUAAUUAAAACAUUGAAUCCACAAGAAUUAUUGAAUUUUGCUACAUUGCACAAUAUUCUAGAUAAAGCCCUAGGAUCAUCGAUUUCGCAUGUCCACAAAUUUUCCGAAAAUUUAUCCUUUACGAUCACGGAACCUCCUUUAAGUUUUCAACACAGUUCCCCAGAUGUGUUGCAAUGUCUAUCUCUUACAUAUUCUGUGAGUUGGCCGUUAAAUAUUAUCUUGUCUCAGGAAGCUUUACAACGAUACGCCAAAGUAUUUCAGUUUUUAAUUAAAAUGAGACGAAUAUUUUGGGUGCUAAGCGAGGAUUUCGAGGCACUUAAAUUAACAGCAAAGUUAUCGAGGCAACAUUCAAGACAACUCUUGAAGUCGCCGCAAUACAUAUCGAUACAGAUCUAUAGACAUAAUAUGGCAUCCCUAAUAAGGGCAUUAGACAAUUAUAUUGUCACGACAUGUAUACUAACAUCGUGGACGGAAUUCGAGAAAGAUCUAAAGAAAGCUCGGACAUUGGACGAUUUGUACGAAUGUCACGUUGUUUAUAUAAAGAAAGUUCUUUUUAGAUGCCUUUUGAAUAAUAGAUCGACGCCCGUAAUGAAACUUCUGAACGAUAUUUUCACUGUUAUAUUGAAAUUUAAUCGAGUCUUAAAGGCUGGAGAAUGGCGUCAAAACGAACUCAACGGUUACUUUACGCAUACAAACUAUGUUCAAAUGGAAGAACUUUUCCAUUUGUUUGAAAAAUUAGCGAAAUACUUACACAAAGUCAUCACAAAAUUAAUGGAAUGUGGAUACCAGAGGCACUUAGUCGAAUUACUGACUAUGGUAAACUUAAAUGGCUACUACGACCCAGACAGGUCGAAAGAAGAUACUAAUAUGAGCUUACAAUAUGAUAAAUGAUAGUCACCAAAAAUUUCAUGUACACUUUGCUUUAAAUGUUAGAUACUAAAUACCUUAGGUAUUAUUAAUUGUCCUAGAACUUAUAUUUGUAACUUUGUUACAUAACAUGUAGGAAACGAAUUCUUUGUUACCAAUUAUUUAAGUAACCUGUAACUUUUAGUUCUCGUAUUGUAUUGUAUGUUUAAGCCUAGCUCUCACCUAAGAUCAAAGGCCCAACUCCUUGGUCAAAAAUAUGAUCAUAAUGCGAAAUUGUUUCUCUAUAAAUUAGCGAAUUUCCUUCAUCAUCAAGAGUGAGACAAACUUUAGCAAUUAAUAAUUUAAUGGUGAUGAUUUUUGCACAUUCGUUUUCUAUACACUGAGCCUUCUUGUGUGAAAUAAGGGACUUUACAUGUAUAAACACGAACUAAAAACUAACUCAAAAUUUAAUUAUGUAAAUUAUAACGACUUAUUUGUCUGAAACAAUUAUACAUUUUCAGAAUGCUAGAAGUACGGAAUUACUAAGUUAGUUUUUUACCAAUGAAGAUUAGCUAUUAUGUAAAUAUAUUGAACAAUUUUUAUUACAUUUCCUAAAAAUUA